This is a messenger RNA of Portunus trituberculatus (swimming crab), 3029 nucleotides long. It is a transcript of the gene Wdr92, whose product is annotated as dynein axonemal assembly factor 10-like. The record is from RefSeq and is a predicted model, not a curated record. The transcript has 4 exons. Lineage: Eukaryota; Metazoa; Arthropoda; Malacostraca; Decapoda; Portunidae. The coding region runs from base 178 to 1242 and encodes 354 amino acids. Gene Ontology annotation, molecular function: ubiquitin binding.
UGGAAGUUUAUAGAAUCCCGGAGGUGUCUGAGGCUGUGCGCUGCGGUACUGUCACUUAUAGUAAUGCUGUGUUGACACUUGUGAGCUGCGGGCCCGUGGUGCUCACAUUGUGGUGCUGCACGUCUCAACACCAACACACUCUGAGCAAGGUUGUGUGAUCACCUUUGGUCUCUUGGCAUGGAAAAGCCUCAGAUAUUAGUGUACGCGGAGAAGAGCCUAAACUACAGUGCCUUCGACGUGAAAUGGGUGCCGAGGUCCGCUAAGGUGGUGGCCCUGGGAAGUCACCCACGAGGGACUGGGGCGCUGCAGGUGUACGAGCUGAAUGAUGGCAAACUGGAGCUGGUACAUGAUGUGGAGCGGUCCAAGGCUCUCAAGUGUGGAACAUUUGGUGCGUCCACCCUGGAGGAGCGACAUCUUUGUGCGGGAGACUUUGAUGGCAAGAUGGAAAUCACGGACCUGCAGAAUCCAUCAUUGCCAAUAUACUCUGUCCAGGCACACAGUCAGAUUGUAAACACUAUUGCUGGAGUAGGAGGACUCAACAUUGGCAAGGGUGCCCCAGAGAUUGCUACCGGGAGUCGGGACGGACUGGUCAAGGUGUGGGACCCCAGGCAGAAAGACCGACCUGUCAUCACAAUCGAGCCACAAGAAGGAGAGCAGGGACGUGAUUGCUGGAGUGUGGCUUUUGGGGAUGCUCACAGUGCCGAGGAGCGAACACUGUGUGCCGGCUUUGAUAAUGGAGACCUCAAGAUGUUCGACCUGCGCACCAUGGCCAUCCGCUGGGAGACAAACCUUCAGAACGGUGUCUGUUCCAUUGAGUUUGACCGCAAAGAUGUUGAAAUGAAUAAGCUCCUUGCCACAACACUCGAAUCCAAGUUCCAUGUCUUUGAUUUGCGGACAUUCCACCCAGAGAAGGGUUUUGCACGCCUAUCUGACCAAGGCCAUAAGUCAACUGUGUGGUGUGGAAGACACUUACCACAAAACAGGGAAGUUUUUGCCACCACUGGAGGCAAUGGUUCUGUGAUGCUAUGGAAGUACUCUUAUCCCGAGUCACGGGUUAAGAAGCUCAGUGACGGCUCUACAGAGGGUGUGGCAGGGAAGGUUGUGCCUCUACAAAAUGCCACACUUGCCACUCAGCCCAUCACAAGUUUCUCCUGGAGUCCUGAUAAAACAGGACUCAGUGUUUGCUCAGGGCUUGAUCAAGCCAUCAGGGUUGUUAUUGUUACUAAGCUUAAUGUGUUGUAGACCCAAUCACUGAGUUACAGCAGAUUGUUCCCUCCACACUGCUUUGUGGCUUGUAUUUCCCCUCCAAAUAGUAUAUACAUAAAUGUGACUGAUUAUGCUCAAGGCAAAGUUAGCAGAAAAUACAUACUUAUAAUAAGAUGACACUGUCUGUCUGAAUCGCUGUGAUAUAAAAGUAUUCCCAUGUUCUGUUGUCUGGUGGUUACUGUUUAUAGAUGUAUCCACCAUUGUCACCAUUCCUCCAUCCUUAAACCUUCCAUCUGAUGAAACUCAUGGUCCACUGCAAACCUGAGUUACUGUAUGUAUGGAUAUGUUUAUUAUGAGUAUGUUGCAUCACCAAUGAACUGUUCAUGUGCAUGUAUUAAUGCUAAAAUGCUGAUAGACAUAUUUGAAAUAUAGUACUUGCUGUUGUAAAAUUUACUUUCAGAUUACAAGGUGAUGAAUCAUCAAAUUCUGUGUAUUGAUUUCAAGUUUUAAGGUGAAUUUAUGAAAAUUUUGAUUACAAAUAACAUAUCCAUUCUUGAUGAGACAUCUUUCAGUAUUAGACUUGAACUCUGCACUUCUCAUACAAGCUGUAGACCUGUUGAGUGAAGAUUAUAUUUUUGUAUCAAAACAAAAUGCAGAGCUGCAGUGCAUCUUAUCCACUUAGCAAUGCCUUGAAAAAUGGUCAUCUAAUAGAAAUAGAAGUGCUGAUUAUGCGAGUGCCAGCCACCCACACCAGCAAGAGGCACCAUAGGAUUAGAGCUAGCUUGUACAACACUGGAUUGUCUGACUGUCCACUAUGUAGGAGAGAUAGGAAGGGUAAACAAGUGAUUGGCUAAAUUGGGAAGUUCCUUUGAACACAUUAAACAAAUUUGUUAUUAUGGAGAUUAUUUUUUGUGCAGGAAGAUAGUGCAGUAGUAAGACUUAGAAGUGUACAGAGAUUCAGGGAACUGUUGCCUUUAUUAAUGUUUAAGAAAUUCAAAUGGGAAUUUGUCAUACAUAUAACUUAGGUGAGGGCUGUGAUGCUGGAUAGUAAUUAAAAACAAACCAUGGGGGAGUAUGGCACCAACAGCCACAAGUUAAAAUGGAUGAUGGUUGGCAGGACGUGAACAACAGACCAGAGGCCUCGGCACUGAACUAAAGGAGAUUAUGGGAGUUACUACUAAGUGGACUAGCUUGGUGAUGAGAUCAAGGAGAUUGAUCUGUAUACACAUGAUAAAGAGAAUGACAAAAAAAUAAAAUAAAAUAAAAAAUCUUGGCCAGGUAAUGUUUUUUAGAUAAAAACAAGAAAAUCAGAAGCAGUUUUGAAAGCUGCCAUUGAGUGAAGGCCUGCACAUACAAGUAUGUAAAGAGCACUUUAUAAUUAUGAUGAUUUUGCUUUCUGUCAAAUUUCAGCAUCAGUAUUAUCUAGUGCCAAGAUGAGAGACAUCACUUUAAGCUCAAUGGUCUGUUUUACAAAGUGGAUGUGGAAUAAGAGAUGUCAAGCAUCACCAUUUCUCACUGAAAAGUGUGUCACACCAUUUCACAAGUGCUGAGACAAAUGGCAUUAUCAUGAGAAAUUUGUGCUGAAUCUAUUUUUUCAAUUAAUGAAUUCCAUUUGCAUUUUACUUGUAUAAAGUUAUUUUUGCAGUUUAACAGACUAACAGGUAUUAAUAUCUGUAGUUGUACUGUUUCCAUUACAACUAUUAUAGAAGCUUAAUAUACUGUAAAUAUGCACAUGUUCAUCAUUACUUGUUUACAAUGUAUUUGCUUAUUUAGAAUGAUAUUACCUUUCAGCUGGUGCUAAGUAAUACAUACCUGGGAAUCUC